Linum tenue is the source of this 888-nucleotide messenger RNA. Lineage: Eukaryota; Viridiplantae; Streptophyta; Magnoliopsida; Malpighiales; Linaceae. The record is from the annotation of a GenBank genome assembly.
AUGUCAGCAGUGGAUAGCCGCCGUGAAUCCCUUGCCGGGUUGACCCUCGAUGCGGUGUUGGGAAACAACAAGAGAUCUGCUCCAGGUGAAGUGAAUGCAGCCACCGCGGCACAUAUGAACAAAACCCUUCUCGAUAUCAUCCGCGAUGAAGAUCCCCAUCGCUCCUUCGGCUACAAAAAUGCUCCUCCUAGGUCAAUGAUGUCCCGUCGCAACUCUGUCCGGUUCACAACCACCGGUCAGACCACCGAUCAUCCUGAAUUCGGGCCUCAAAUGUCACGCAAAAGCUCCACCAAACAUGGAUCCACGAUGGCAACUAGUCUGGACACUCUUGCCGUGGGCGAUGACCUUCCAGCUCGAAGCUUUAGACCACAGAUGUCGCGGCGGCACUCCAUCCGGAUGCACGAGGAAGAAGAGGACGCUGUGCAUCAGCGACCAGGCGCAACAUUGGUAGAAGAGAGAGUAUUGUCAGCUAGGGAGGCGAUUGCAGCGCAGGAGGCCUCAGAAGCAGCUGCCGCACAAGAAGCAGCAUACGAGGAGGAGGAUGAGAAAUUUGAUGAUGCCGGGGAGGGAGAAGAGGAAGGAAUGGGCAUGUCGCUUAUGGAUUUGUUGGAGGAGACUGAUCGACAGAUGGGGUUUGAAGGAGCAAGGUAUGUGGUAGGGGAGGACAAUGAACAAACUUACUACGAGGAUGACGAUGAUAACGAUGGCGGCGAUGUUGCUGGUGGGACUGAGCAUACUUGUUGUGUGUGCAUGGUCAGGCAUAAAGGCUCGGCUUUUAUUCCUUGCGGCCAUACCUUCUGCCGACUUUGCUCAAAGGAGCUUUACGUUCAAAGAGGGAAUUGUCCACUCUGUAAUGGCUUCAUCUUAGAAAUUCUUGAUGUUUUCUGA